AUAAGUUUGACUUUUCCCUUUAAAAUCUAAGUGUGAGACUCUGAAUAAUAUGAAUAUGAUCCAAAAGGAAUCUUCCUUCAGCACAUUCCACUACUUCGUUUACAGUCCAAAACUCAGUUGACUAGCCACAACUUUUCCCGACGCUUCAAAAUUUCUACUGAUCAGUGUUACAUUCUCUAGUUCGGUUGCUCAUCUUGUUUCUUUUUCCUAGUGCCCAUAUUGUCAUCUUCAUUCAUACUCCUUUUGGGGUAUGCUUAAAAAUUUUUUGACUUUUGACUCUCAAGUGUUACGGUAUAAAUCAAGAUGUUUGUUGUGGGGAUGAGAGGGCUGAGAUUGAUCUUCUGGACCAUUCUUUUGGUUCUUGCAAUACUUCAGAACGCAAAUUCACAUGGAGUCCAACCUCUUUCAAGAAUUGAUGUUUACAAAGCAACAUUUGCUCUUGACAAUCGUGCUUAUGUCAAAGCCUCUCCUGAUGUUCUAGGAUUGAAUGGUCAAAAUACAGAGUGGGUUACAGUGGAGUAUAGUUCUCAGAACCCAUCAAUCGAUGACUGGAUUGGAGUAUUUUCUCCUGCCAAUUUCAGUGCUUCAACCUGCCUUGCAGAAAAUCCAAGGGUUACUCCACCAUUGUUGUGUUCUGCACCUAUUAAGUAUCAGUACACGAACUACUCUAGUCCUGAAUACAAAGAUACAGGAAAAGGGUCCUUGAAGCUUCUGUUGAUUAAUCAGAGAUCAGACUUCUCUUUUGCACUAUUUUCAAGUGGUUUGUUGAAUCCAAAGCUUGUGGCACUGUCAAACACAGUAUCUUUCACAAAUCCAAAUGCCCCAGUUUACCCACGCUUAGCACAAGGAAAAGAAUGGAAUGAAAUGACAAUAACAUGGACUAGUGGAUAUGGGAUUGAUGAAGCGGAACCAUUUGUUCAGUGGGGUCCAAAAGGAGAACAUCGACAACAUUCCCCAGCUGUUACUCUGACUUUUGAACGUAACAGCAUGUGUGGUGCACCAGCAAGGACAGUCGGAUGGCGAGAUCCUGGAUAUAUUCAUACCAGCUUUUUAAAAGAGUUGUGGCCAAACAGAGUGUAUACCUACAAACUGGGGCAUAGAUUGUUCAACAAUACAUAUAUUUGGAGUCGAGAAUACCAGUUUAAAGCAUCUCCAUUUCCUGGUCAAAAUUCUUUGCAACAUGUAGUCAUUUUCGGAGAUAUGGGAAAGGAUGAAGCUGAUGGCUCCAAUGAAUACAACAAUUUCCAACGUGGCUCUCUAAACACUACUAACCAGUUAAUUAAAGAUUUGAACAACAUUGAUAUUGUGUUCCACAUUGGAGAUAUAUGUUACGCUAAUGGAUACCUUUCACAGUGGGACCAAUUUACUGCACAGAUUGAGCCAAUUGCAUCCGCUGUGCCUUAUAUGCUUGCAAGUGGUAACCAUGAGCGUGACUGGCCGGGAACAGGAUCCUUUUACGAGAACAUGGAUUCUGGAGGAGAAUGUGGUGUCUUGGCUGAGACAAUGUUUUUUGUCCCUGCUGAGAACAGGGCUAAGUUUUGGUACUCCACUGACUAUGGCAUGUUCCGGUUCUGCAUAGCUGAUACAGAACAUGAUUGGAGAGAGGGGACAGAGCAGUACAAGUUCAUUGAGCACUGUCUGGCAUCAGUUGAUAGACAAAAGCAACCAUGGCUGAUCUUUCUUGCACAUCGGGUACUUGGCUAUUCUUCUGGCAUUGGUUACGCCAUAGAAGGAUCAUUUGCAGAACCAAUGGCAAGGGAGAGCCUUCAAAAACUCUGGCAGAAGUAUAAGGUUGACAUCAGCAUCUAUGGCCAUGUGCAUAAUUAUGAAAGAACAUGUCCCAUAUACGAGAAUAGAUGCACUGAUUAUGAGAAGCAUUACUAUAAAGGCACACCGAAGGGCACGAUACAUGUUGUAGCAGGAGGCGGAGGAGCAAGCCUUUCAACAUUCACCACCCUCAAGACCAAUUGGAGUUUAUACAGAGACUAUGAUUAUGGAUUUGUAAAACUUACUGCAUUUGACCAUUCUAACCUGUUAUUUGAAUACAAGAAGAGCAGUGAUGGAAAGGUUUACGACACUUUUAGAAUAUCCCGGGAUUAUAGAGACAUCUUGGCCUGCACUGUGGAUAGUUGCCCUAGCACAACACUCGCAUCCUGAUUAUGUGAGGAAGGGAAAAAAAAUCUAUUGUUAAUCUAUUGUCAAAACUGUUAGUUGAAUCAAUACAAGAAGAGAAGAGCAGUGAUGGCAAAGUUUACAACUUCAGAAUAUCCAUGGAUUAUUACCGAGGCAUCUUGGCUUGCACUGAGGAUAGUUGCCUGAGUACAAUGUUAGCAUGCCGAUUGUUUGAAGGGAAAAUCUUUGUCGACAAAUACUUCAUGCUUAAUAAUAUUUUAGUUUGUAACAUGUGGUUUGGUAACUAGCUUGGUCUAUGGAAAUAACACAUGCAAAUGUGACCCCAAAACUACAAACAGACAGGAUCAAGUGCAUAUUUUGCAGCAUUGGGUGCCACUAAAUCUUGUAAUGAAGUGGAAACAAAUCGAGCUCUUGUUUUUUUUUCCAUCUUUUUUUUCUAAUCAUUUUGGGAUACAUACAGUUCCUCUUACAGGUGAUGUCUUGUUA
Molecule: messenger RNA, 2619 nt
Organism: Theobroma umbraticum
Lineage: Eukaryota; Viridiplantae; Streptophyta; Magnoliopsida; Malvales; Malvaceae
Product: putative inactive purple acid phosphatase 1
Molecular function (GO): protein binding; acid phosphatase activity; metal ion binding
Source: RefSeq, a predicted model, not a curated record